CUGGUGCUCUACUUCCUUGACUCUAGUGUAUUCACGCCGGAUUAUGAUCGGUCGGUCAUACUAAUAAUAUUGGACACGAGGCGAACCGCACGGAAAGAGAACAGAAGAACAGAGAAAACUACUAUACAGCUCACUGAUUGAGAUAAUGUCUGGGAUAACCGACGCAAUUGAGGGACUGCCGGGCUACGACGUCGCGGUAGAUCUCUGGAACGAAUACGCAGGUGAAAAGUUCCAGACCAAAGAUCCAUACUUUGAGACUCUUGAAGAUGGCACGACGCGCCGCCGCAAAGCCCCCGAGGGCACGACGCCGAGCGACGCGGCCGUGUUCAAGCACAUCGUCAGCACGGCGUGGAAGCACGACCGGUGCAUGUAUGGCUGCUACUGGGCGGACUGGGGAAUCGGGCAGGCACCGCUGAUUUCAAUCAUCCCGGUGUUUGGGCCGUGGAUCAUGUAUACGAUGCAUCUACGUCUGAAUCGCAUGGCCGAGGACUUGGGGAUUCCGAAUAAGCUGCAUAUGAAGAUGGCCGCGAACGUCACGUUCGAUUUCUUGCUCACGCUGGUUCCGAUCCUGGGCGCUGUGUUUAGUUAUAUGAACGCGUGCUCGACGCGCAACGCAGCGCUGGUGCACUCGUUUCUGAUGAAGAAAGCAAAGGAGAACCAAGCACGACUUGGAGAUUACAGACCUGUACAGACCCCGACGUAUUCGUUCUCGCGACCACCGCCGACAACGACGAGAACAGCGACCGCGACGACGACUGCCCCCGCGCCGCCGCCUCGACCGGUGCCGAAUCCGUACCCGCACGUCGGGAGCCAGCAAAACACAAGACAGAUGCGUGCGCCUGCGGUGGAUCGACGGGAGUACGCGCCGGUGGCGAUCAGCACGAACGCGGUGCCGGCGAGGGCGUCGAAGAAGAGGACUGGUGAUCUGGAGAUGGGCGUGCGGUGACAGUGAUUGUAUAUACAGCUUCAUCUGGUCCAACUGUAAAU
Molecule: messenger RNA, 987 nt
Organism: Myxozyma melibiosi
Lineage: Eukaryota; Fungi; Ascomycota; Lipomycetes; Lipomycetales; Lipomycetaceae
Exons: 3
Coding region: 146-946 (266 amino acids)
Source: RefSeq, a predicted model, not a curated record